AUGGAGCACACUUCAUCGCCAGCGUACACCGCCACCUUGAUCGACAGCGGGCGGUGGCUCGCCCAACAAAUCGUCAGCACUCUACGACGCGCCUCGGACGGUGCAGUGCUGGCUCGCUAUAUACGGGCGUCUUACCAAGAUGACCCGGUCCGCAGUGCCUUCGAACUGCUACUCUUCCUCUUGCUCUUACGCUAUCUCCUGGCGUCCAAGUACAGCCCGAAGAAAGUAGGCUCACAUGUGGUCUUGUCGGAAAAGGAGAUUGACGAAAUGGUCGAGGAUUGGGAGCCAGAGCCGCUCGUGCAGGAGCAAUCGGAGCCACUGUUACAGCUCGAUCGAAAUCGGCCUUCGUUGCACCGAGACGCGCCGUGUGGACCGCGAACGAAACUCUGCGAUGGCAAGACUGUGACCAACCUUGCCAACUAUAAUCACUACAACCUCUCCACCGAUCCUGCACUUGUGCAAUCCGCUGUGGACACAAUUCGUACCUACGGAGUCGGUCCUUGUUCAGCACCUGGCUUCAUUGGGACUUUCGACGUUCAUUUGAAGCUGGAGCAGGACAUCGCCAGUCAUUUUGGGACAGAGGGUGCUGUCAUAUAUUCGCAGAGCUUCUCGACCAUCAGCAGCGUCAUUUCGGCCUUUUGCAAGAGAGGUGACAUUAUUGUGGCGGAUCGAGCGGUCAAUUUUCCGAUUCGCAAGGGCAUCCAGGCGUCCAGGGGUAUCAUUCGAUGGUUCCAGCACAACGACAUGGAAGACUUGGAGCGGGUGCUCGCCAGUCUUGUUGCUGAAGACCGACCUCUGACACGGAGAUUCAUAAUCACAGAGGGACUCUCGGAAAAUGUUGGUGACAUUGUUGAUUUACCAAGACUUCUCGAGCUCAAGACCAAAUACAAAUUUCGCGUUGUUUUGGAUGAAACGUGGUCGUACGGCAUCCUUGGUCGGACCGGCAGAGGAGUGAGCGAGUUGCAAAACGUCGACUCGGCCAACAUCGAUAUCAUCGUCGGUAGCCUGGCGGGCUGUCUGUCAAGUGGCGGUGGCUUCUGCACCGGGCGUAGCAUAAUGGUCGAGCACCAGCGCCUGAACUCGCCGGCCGUGACAUUCUCGGCGUCUCUACCCACAUUUCUAGCCACUACAGCAUCCGCCGUGAUCACGCGACUUCAAUCAGAAGAUGGAGCAAACGACAUCCGAACUCUCCAAGAGCGCAUUACGGUUCUACGCCUUCAACUUCAAGAGAGUGCCUGGGUCUACUGCACCAGUGCACCCGACAACCCUGUCAUCCAUCUGGUCUUGAAGAAGGAGCACGUCCGCAAGCGAUGCCUCACACGCUUGGAGCAAGAACUUCUGUUACAAGAAUGCGUGGACGAGUGCCUGGUCAGCCAUUCGAUACUCGUCACUCGCCUCAAGACCAUGCCGAUCAUGGAUGGCCUGCAUCCGCGAGAUGUCGCAAAGGAAUAUCAACCAGACCCAGCCAUCAAAGUAUGUGCUACCACGGGUUUGUCGAAGAAAGAGACGAGCAAGGCAGGCACGGCGAUACGACAGGCGAUCACAACUGUCAUGAAGAGGGCAAAAUGGCAACGUGGAACGGCUUGA
Molecule: messenger RNA, 1587 nt
Organism: Zymoseptoria tritici IPO323
Lineage: Eukaryota; Fungi; Ascomycota; Dothideomycetes; Mycosphaerellales; Mycosphaerellaceae
Gene: SPT3
Product: serine palmitoyl CoA transferase subunit LcbA
Exons: 3
Coding region: 1-1587 (528 amino acids)
Biological process (GO): ceramide biosynthetic process; sphingosine biosynthetic process
Cellular component (GO): endoplasmic reticulum
Molecular function (GO): pyridoxal phosphate binding; serine C-palmitoyltransferase activity
Source: RefSeq, a predicted model, not a curated record